This is a messenger RNA of Astyanax mexicanus (Mexican tetra), 3420 nucleotides long. Its product is annotated as RING finger protein 145. The record is from RefSeq and is a predicted model, not a curated record. The coding region runs from base 730 to 2898 and encodes 722 amino acids. NCBI's taxonomy places the organism in Eukaryota, Metazoa, Chordata, Actinopteri, Characiformes, Acestrorhamphidae. Gene Ontology annotation, cellular component: endomembrane system; endoplasmic reticulum. The transcript has 10 exons. Gene Ontology annotation, molecular function: zinc ion binding; ubiquitin protein ligase activity.
UAUUUUUCAGUCCACAGGAAGACGACGAGCUGAUCUGUCAUAGUUGGGGGAGACUGUUUCAGAGAUUUUCCUCUGGUCAUUUCUCUCCAAAACAGGACUGCCAGCGACACGUGUGUAAUCUGGCUUACUCUGUGUAGCUGUAGUGCAGGUUGUCGGUUUCUGUUUCCGGCUGUUGGGUUUAGAUCAUUUCAUUUUAUGGGGGAAAUGAAAACUUCACUGCCACCCGCUCUGUGUGACCAGGCCCUGCUGACCCUCACUCACAGACUGAGGCUUUACUGAACCACCCCACUGUUUUGAAGAGAGCAAGAUAAGCAAUAAACUUUAUUCUAUAUUAGAUAUGUUCCCUUUUCUGUUCUCGCGCUUCUCAGACGUGUGAAAAUGGUCCUGCUGAAAGGCAGAGCUCCACAGCAGCUCCUCAAACCGAAACCACGUCGAGCCCCAAUACAGUGUACAGAACUGUGUAGACCAGUGACUACGCUGUAAACAUUAGUGUUAGUUAACUAGUUAGCAAGAACUCUUCAUCCUUAGAGCUCCAGCAAGUUUUAAACUAUUAGCUAAACAAACCAACAGACUCACUUAUGCAGCUUUCCUUGUUUUCUUUGUUUUUAUAGUAAUAAUAGUCAACAUGCCUUCAAACCACCAUCUGCUGAUGUGACGGGCACCCCCUGUCCUCGCGUGUUAAAACAGCCUGCUAACUAGCUAUAUGUCAUAGUGCUCCUUGCUGUGAAGAUGCUGCGAUUAGAGGACGUGGCUAAUGUGGUCCUCAGGGUGCCCAGCAUCGUCGUUCUGGACCUGCUCUAUAAAUGUGACAUCGAGAGCUUCACCUUUCACCUGAGGGCGAGGAGUGAGGACAUGCUCUUCAAGUACAAAUACGUCCUGUGGAACAUGUACUAUCUAGGUCACUUUGUGAGUACAGUAGUCCUGUUGUUGCCACUUGGACACAUUGCUCAACUUUAUCUGCAUAUUCUCACCGCCCUCCUGCUCUACAUGGGUCAUCAAAUAUCCAGGGAUUAUGUACUAGCAGAGAGCCAGUACGGGUAUGAUGGUGCACUCUUUCUGGAUCCUCCAGCUAUGAAUCGUUUUGUAACUGCACUUACAAGUCAGAUUAUUGUCACCACGCUAUGUGCAUUCCUCAUGCGUACACGCCGUGUUUGGCUCUUCUCUGCUCAUUUGCUCCCUCUUCUGGCAGGAGUGUGCUCGUUUUCUCAAGACACCAUCCUCACACUCACUACUGUUGCUAUGGGCAUAACGGGGGCAGAGGUUGUAGUGUUCCUGCUCAUGAACCUCUUCGUACCAUAUAGACUGGCCAAAGCAGUCUACAGUGAAAUUGCACAAUUAGAGAUCACAGAUUUGUACCGUUUGUUGGCAGUGGGGGCGUCUCUCUGGCAUAGUUUUGCUGUGCCUGUGCUGUUUAGCGUCUUUUGGUUUGUGCUGUUUGGAGUUCAUCUUGUUUCCAAUGUUAAUACAUCUGCUGCCAUCCAAGAGGGGAUUCUACUGUAUCUUCUCACCAGUGUGUCAGAGUGCUGUGCCAGCCCUUACUCUCUGCUGGGUUUGACGUUUGUGGUUUCCUAUUUGGCUCUGGGGCUUCUAAAUCUCUGCAAAUUCUACCUGGGAGGAUUCACAGCACUGCAAAACCACAAUGUCAUGCACAGGGGUGUGACAGAGGGUGUGACUCUGCUGUUGCUAGCUCUGCAGACUGGUUUGUUGGACAUGGCAGCCCUGCAGCGCUGCUUCCUUCUCUUCAUCAUCCUCUUCAUUGUCCUCACCUCUACACUGCAGAGCAUGAGUGAAAUAACAGAGCCUGUUAUGCUGGGACUUGGUGCCAGUAGAAACAGGAGUGUGUGGAAGCACAUACGAGGCUUGAGCAUGUGUGUGUUCCUGCUUCUCUUCCCGGGGUUCAUGGCCUAUAGGAUCUCUCAGUUCUUCCACAUGGACUUCUGGCUUCUCAUCCUGGUGUCCAGCUGCAUGCUCACAUCUCUGCAGGUGACCGGAACUCUCCUGAUCUACUGCCUCUUCAUGGUGGAGGUGUGGCGCAGUACUGCUCUGCCUGGCCUGGAUGAAGUGAUGUAUUAUGUGAAUGGUGUUUGUCGGGUGCUAGAGUUUGCAGUGGCACUGUGUGUGGUGGCUUACGGGGCCUGGGAGUCACUGUGGGGAGAGUGGAGCUGGAUGGGGGCGUCGGUCAUCAUCAUCCACUCCUACUGUAACGUGUGGUUACGUGCCCAGGCUGGCUGGAAGAGCUUUCUCCUCCGUCAGGAAGCAGCACGCAAGAUCAAUUCACUCCCACGGGCAAACGCUCAGCAGCUACAGGAGCAUGGUGAUGUCUGCGCCAUCUGUUUUCAGGAUAUGACCUCUGCAGUGAUAACCUACUGUGGUCAUUUCUUUCAUGGAAACUGUCUAAGGAAGUGGCUGUAUGUGCAGGAAACGUGCCCCAUGUGCCACACUUCAAUCAAACCUACAUCGACCCCAACAGCUCCUGCAGGUGAUGCCCAUCCACAUCCAACACAACCACGGGCCAAUCCACCUCAACAAGAGACUCUUUCUGAGCCGGAAGAAGAGCAGGACCCACAUGAAGAUGGUGAUCAUUCACCUGAGGAGAAGUCAGAGAGUCUGGACAGGAGGACACAUCUGCAGGAAGCACACUGUAGUUCUGGUGGAGACUUCAAAGAUGUGGACACCGCUGUGCCUUCCAACUCUUCAGAAGGAAACCCUUUCACCUUAGAGUCCAGCGAGAGGGAAAUGGACUCUGAGAAGAGGACUAACCAUUUAAGAGAGACCAAUUUAGUAACAGACUCUAGCACAAAGAUUACUGGACAGCCAGAGAGUCAUGACUGUACUGCUAAUUCUCAGCCUGCUAUUGGUAAUCAUUUCCUCAGAGAACCAUCAGAACAGACAUCAUGAUGAUGAUAAAAAUGAAGAAUAGUAAAUAGCGAGUGACCAGUGGACUGGUCUCAAAAGACUGCUGGGUACCAAAGUUUACAACAUUAGCAUUCUUAAAGGAGUUGUGCUUCCUCUAAUCACGAUGAACAUUUGUUGGCCCUUUCAUCCCUUUAUCUUGUUAAGCAAUACCAGAUACUUUUAUUCUUGACAUUCUUGAAUCUGAAUUUGUGUUGAAAUGGUUUAACAUGCAUAUAUGUUGUGAGGUUGUCCAAUGUUGAACACAUGCAAUUGCCUUUACAAUACAAAGGUUACCUGGUUAACUCAUGGAAGUGACAUUAGUGUGUAAUAAUUGCCGAUGUAACUUUAAUCCAUUUAACUUGUAUUAUUGUUCUGCCAAUGGUGGGGCCAAGCUGCAGGUUCAGUUGAAUGAAGGUUGUGUAACUGCUAUUCAACAGAAAUGAAGAUUACUAACAGUGCCUCAUCAUAUUUCUGUGUUUCACACAAUCAUGAUUUUCAUACAUAAAUUAAGAAAUUGUGGCAGUG